This is a messenger RNA of Patella vulgata (common limpet), 4131 nucleotides long. Its product is annotated as metastasis-associated protein MTA1. Gene Ontology annotation, cellular component: NuRD complex; nucleoplasm. NCBI's taxonomy places the organism in Eukaryota, Metazoa, Mollusca, Gastropoda, Patellidae. The transcript is spliced from 18 exons. Gene Ontology annotation, biological process: negative regulation of transcription by RNA polymerase II. Gene Ontology annotation, molecular function: transcription corepressor activity; chromatin binding; histone deacetylase binding. The coding region runs from base 303 to 2420 and encodes 705 amino acids. The record is from RefSeq and is a predicted model, not a curated record.
GUACCAAUAGUUUGGGCAACAAAAAUGACGAAGUUUGAUACCCUGCAUGCCUAGGUUCUGUAGAAUACCUAUCUCAAGUGUGUGUUUGGAGUGAAAAGCGAGCGUUGCCGAAGGACGAGUGACGUCACGUAUGAAAGAGGAGGAAGACAGAAGGUCCGAGAAAUGGCGACUCCAUGAUCUGUCGCUUCGGGGGGUGAUUGAAGUGGGCCAUGUUCAGCAUCCACUCGAUCACAAAACUUAUAUUUCUUUCAUAUAUCAUAUAAGGAUUAUUGUUACCGGUUUACGGAUAAUACGUGUUCGAAAUGGCGGCAAAUAUGUACAGAGUUGGAGAUUAUGUCUAUUUUGAAACUUCGUCCACAUCACCCUUUCAAAUAAGACGAAUCGAAGAACUUAACAAGACUCCAAAUGGAAAUGUGGAAGCAAAAGUUAUGUGCUUUUACCGAAGAAGGGAUAUAUCGAGUUCACUUAUUAUGCUGGCCGAUAAACACCAAAGUUUAUUGGAAGAAAAUGGAGAGACGGAGGGCAAAACGGAAGAAACGUCUGAGAAAGGGUCGCAUCAGUUGAAACAUAGAGAGUUGUUCUUAUCGCGUCAAGUUGAGACAUUACCAGCCACACAUAUUCGUGGAAAAUGUGUUGUUACUUUAUUAAAUGAAACUGAAGCCUUGACUUCGUAUCUGAAUAAAGAUGACAUGUUCUUUUAUUCACUAGUCUAUGAUCCCCAACAAAAGACACUCUUAGCUGAUAAAGGUGAAAUACGUGUGGGGUCGAAAUAUCAAGCUGAGAUCUCAAUAUUAAUAGGAGAAGGUGAAGACACCAGAAAGUUGGAAGAUCUUGAAGCUUUAAUAUGGCAGCCAUGUCCUGAUAAUGGAAUCACAGAUAAAGAAAUAGAUCAAUUUCAAAUAAUAGCUAAAUCUGUAGGUACGUUUGCUAGAGCAUUAGAUUGUACAAGUACAGUUCGUCAACCUAGUUUACAUAUGAGUGCAGCAGCAGCAUCCAGAGAUAUUUCACUGUUUAAUGCCAUGCAUACAUUACAUAAAUAUUCAUAUGAUGUAGCUAGAGCAGUGACGAGUCUGGUUCCUGAUGGUGGACCUGUUCUCUGUAAAGAUGAAAUGGAGGAAUGGUCGGCGUCAGAAGCUAAUUUAUUUGAAGAAGCUAUAGACAAAUAUGGAAAAGAUUUUAAUGAUAUUAGACAAGAUUUUUUACCGUGGAAAUCAUUAAAAAGUAUUAUAGAAUAUUAUUAUAUGUGGAAAACAACUGAUAGAUAUGUUCAACAAAAACGAAUUAAAGCUGCUGAAGCUGAGAGUAAACUUAAACAAGUUUAUAUUCCUAAUUACAAUAAACCCAAUCCUGCUUUAUUAACUGGUAAACUAAAUGGAGAUCAGAUGACAGGUAGAGCCUGUGAAAGUUGUUAUUCUUCUCAUUCUAAUUUAUGGUAUUCAUGGGGACCAAGUCAUUUACAAUGUAGACUUUGUUCUUCGUGUUGGUCGUACUGGAAAAAAUAUGGUGGACUUAAGAUGCCAACAAGAUUAGAUGGUGAGAGACCUGCACCAAAUGCAAGAACUGGUCAGUUUACAUUUACUGACAGACCUUCUGCUUUGAAUAUCAUGAGAACACAUAGAUGUACUAUAGCUGGAUGUGGAAAAGAAUUCAAGUUAAAAACUCAUCUGGCACGUCAUUUAGCAACAGCCCAUGGAUUAGCUAUCAGGCCAGGUAGUCCUAAACCAGUGAUGAAAACGCGAGCAGCUUUCUGUCUGGUUACGACAGCCUUAACCCGUUUAUCUCGAAGAUUAUGUAAAGAUAUUUUAAGACCAAAACAUGCAGCUCGUUUGCCUUUUGUACCCAUCAAUAUAGCAGCCAUCAAACAAGAAUGUCAGUUAAGGUUAGAGGAAGGAGGGAAAUAUGUUCCGAAUAUCCGAUACCGAAAAAAUAUCUCCUUGGAACCUGUUUUAUCUAGAUUAGGGAUUGACAUUCGACAAGAAAAACCUGCAAUACUCGGACGUCAUGGCACUAAGGGUAAGCCAAAUGAACGAGUUGUUGACAGCCAAAAAGUAACCAGUGGUCAUCCUUCCAUCAUGAGAAAACGAGGCUAUGAACAAAGUAAUGGUGUUGAUGGUCCAGCUUCUAAAAGACCCAAUAUGAGUGGUAUCAAAUUACCCGGACUUCCUAUGAAAGGAUUAGGACCUCUGAGGAAUUCCAUUGAACUUGGUAUUGGUAUGAAUCGAAGAAACAAGGUUAGAGUUGCACGAGGAAAUAGAACCCCCAUGAUUAGUUGGAUAGACGCACCGGAUGACGUGUACUUUCUAGCUACUGAUGCUACUAGGAAAUUGAGGAAAAAGGUAACUCAAAUGGAUCAUAAGAGAGCUGGUCGUAAUCCGUGGCGACGUCUGUUACUCAAACCAGAAGUGGUAGUGUUAGAUUGAAUAUAGUUAGAACAGACGGUAAUCAUCCAGUAUCAAAAAUGGGAAUCAACACAAAUCUAUGUUUAUGAUGUGCUAAAUAAUCUGGCCAUAGAUCCAGAUUCCGCGUGUGGUUGGUGCAUGGUUUAUUAAUCAGCGAUGUUCUCGCAUGUGUCAAAUUAACAACUGUGUUAGUCACAUUAAAAAGCCACUUUAUUGUUAUCAAGCACACUAAUAUCAAAGAGUUCUGUAUAAUUUAUACAAAGUUUAUCAUCAGUAAUGACAUUCAACAGAUCGUUACUGUUUCUUCAUCAAAAACAACCAACAAAUAUGUCUAGAAAUAAAGUGAUCAUUUCCAAAUAUCUUUCUUACUACAAAAAAAAAAAAUAUAACCAUCGAUUUGGUUUCACAUCUCAGUGAAAUAUUAAUUUAUCAUUUGCUCAUUGAAGAGCUAGAAACAGUUGGGAAGGAAUAUUAUUUUUACACUACGCAAAUGUUCAUGUUGUUAUCAUGUGACAGGUUUAUCAUACUGAUUGGUUGAAGGGGGUAAUUAUUGAACUAAUCAGAGACAGCAUAGCUACAUAAAUUCCAGUUCCAUUUCUGUCUUAUUAUUUUUGUGGUGUUUUUUUUUAAGAAAUCCAGAAAAAUUCUGAUCAAUUAUUGUUUGACUCUUGUUUCUAUAAUUAUUUACACCUAUAUUCCAGAAAACUGACGAGGCCUAAAUAAGAGUUCAUCUUGACCAUAGUAAACCAACUCUGGUUAGUCCUAGUCAGUAUUCUUGGAAUAAAAAAAAUCACCAAAUUGACUGAAUCUAGAAGCCACGGGACAAAGGUCUUAAUUUUGAAAAUCAUUUUUUUCUUUGAUGAUUUAACAAAUGAAAUUUGAAUAAAUAAAAAUUGAAAGAUCGAAGUUUUCAAGAAUAAGGCCUUUGUUCUAUUUAUUUAUAGUGGAAAUAUAAUGCAAUGAAAUUUUUACUUUUUUUUUUUUGUGACAGGGGUUGAUUGUUGGAUACUGAAAUAGAUUUACUAUUUUUAUAGAUUGUACAAAAAAAAAAACUAAACAAAAUUAUUGUGAAAUGAAGUUGUUUUAAAAUGUGUCUUCCAUAUUUGCGAUGUCAGUGUAAAUUGAAGUGUAGCUAGUAUAAACUUUUGUCUUUAUAAUUUGUAUUGUUUUACAAGCCUGAAUCAUGUUAACAUUAGAAAUAGUAUUUAUAUUUUCAUAAACGACCUUAUCCAACCUUUACGUAUUACUCUUUCUCUCUCCGCUUUUUGAUGUUUUUAUGUUUUUAUUAAGGAAACUCUUUUGUUUAUUCACAUGUUUUUUGGGUACAAAGCUCUUGAACACUAAACUGACUAAUGCUGUGUUGUCCAUCGCAUAUUGUACAAUUUCAUCAGUAGAUUAUUGUAAAUAUUUUAGCAUCAUUGUCUGUUGUGUAUUUUUUGUUGCUAUGACAAUUGUAUAGAAUUAUGUACAGUUGUUUUAUUUUAUUUUUUUUUUUGGUAAAUUUAUUUUCUUUUUCUUUUGCCGCAAUCAAAACUGUCUUGAAAUACUAUAGUAUUAUACAGGCCCACAAGCCGUCAGUUGAAGUAGGUUUAGUUUAUGAGAAAGUUGAUAAUGAAUUUUGAUAUUCCUUGCUAGCAUGUCAUUUUAUGACAAUCUCCUAUUUUGUCAACAAUUUAUUUCCUACUAAUUUCUGCAACAUGUACUAUUUCUCAAUAAAGUCAAUGGCCUGAAA